Ailuropoda melanoleuca (giant panda) is the source of this 1404-nucleotide messenger RNA. Its product is annotated as EF-hand calcium-binding domain-containing protein 4A-like. Gene Ontology annotation, cellular component: trans-Golgi network membrane. Lineage: Eukaryota; Metazoa; Chordata; Mammalia; Carnivora; Ursidae. Gene Ontology annotation, molecular function: calcium ion binding. The record is from RefSeq and is a predicted model, not a curated record.
GAGACCCCCGCUCCCAUGGCCGGGCCCGGGAAGCCCACUGCUGGGGAGGCCCAGGAGGAGAAGGAAGUGGAAGAUGGGGACUCCCUGAGGCCCAGGGCAGAGACGCUGAAGCAGGCCCAGGAACUGUUCCUGCUGUGUGACAAGGACGCCAAGGGCUUCAUCACCCGGCACGACCUGCAGGGUCUGCACAGUGACCUGCGCCUCACGCCUGAACAGCUAGAGGCUGUGUUUGAAAGCCUGGAUCAGGCCCACACAGGCUUCCUCACUGCUUGGGAGUUCUGCCUCGGCCUGGGGAAGUUUGUGGGGGUGGAGUCAGCCCAGGGCGCACUGCCCUCCCAGGCUCCAGAGGAAACCUUCGAGUCGGGCUGGUCAGAUGUGCAAGGCGCUGAGGGCUCCCUGGAGGAAGAGGAGGAGAGAUUCUGUGAAGCGCUGGAGCAGCUGGGGGUGGCCCCAGUCCUGGGCGAGCAGGGAGCGGUGCGGACGCUCUGGACCUGGCUGCAGAGGGAGCGACCCGAGCUGCUGGGCUCGUUCGAGGACGUUCUGAUGCGCGCGUCGGCCUGCCUGGAGGAGGCGGCCCGAGAGCGGGACAGCCUAGAGCAGGCGCUGCGGCUGAGGGUUGGGACCAGGGCAGGGCCUGGGGCCCAGGUGGCUGGACUUCGGGAGGCGGUNCCUCCCCAGCUUCGAUCCCCCCGUACUCCCCAGUUGGAACAGCAGCUGCAGGCCCAGGCCAGCGAGCAGCUGGAGGCGCAGGCGCAGAACACCCAGCUGUGGCUAGCCAACGAGGCGCUGAGAACUCAGCUGGAGGGGACGCAGGAGCAGCUCCGCAGACUGGAGGGCGACGUGCAGGGCCGCCGGGAGCAAACCCUACGAGAGGUGGUCGCGGUCUCGAGGAACAUGCAAAAAGAGAAGCUCAGCCUCCUGCGACAACUGGAGCUCCUCAGGGAGCUGAACACGCGGCUACGGGACCAGAGGGACGCCUGUGAGGCCAAGCGGCUGGGCAGCGGUCGAAGGAAAGCUCUGGCUGUGGCCCGCUUGCCGGGGGCCCCCUGCUGCUGUUGCUGCUGCUGCAGCUGGGCUCGCCCUCCAAGACGUGGCUCUGGCCACCUCCCCAGUGCCCACUGACCAUCCCCAAGAGCCUCCCUGGGUGUUACUUGGAGAAGCCGCCCCCGGAAGGCGGUGCAUCCAUCCAGCAUGUGGGCUCUAUUCAGUGGACUGCCUGGCCUGCCUGCCUGCAGACAUGAAGGAACUGACCUAGGCAUAGUCAGAGUCUCAUGAGCCUCCCUGCUGUGCUGGUCCUCAUCCUGUCCUUCCCAUCAAACCCACCUCUGACCAGCAGAAAAGCUCCCUCCUCCUAAUAAAGUCCAUUGCCUGCACUGUGACCUCCUCGGCCCCUAUGUACGGGAG